AUGGAUGACCCCAAUGCGGAUACGCAGUGGAAUGAUAUCCUGCGCGAGAAGGGCAUCUUGCCACCCAAGGAGCCAGAAAUCACCGAGGAUGAUCUGAUUGCCAUGGCCGAGGAGGCGGCUGCCAAGGUCCCGACCGCCAAAGAUGGGCGUGCAAUGGAGUCUUUGAAUUUGGAAGAGCUUGAUGAGCUCGAAGAUGACGAGGAUGAUGCUUUUUUGGAAGAGUAUCGUCGCAAGCGCAUGGCUGAGCUGCACGCCAAUGCUCACAGUCACUUUGGCAGUCUGAUCAACAUCUCUGGUAAACUUUUGUCUCGCUGCACCCUGGACAAGUCUCAGGAAUAUACCAAGGAGGUGAAUCAAGCCGGCAAGGGUGUUUGGGUGAUUGUGUAUCUGUACAAACCCGACCUGCUGGUGUGUCGUCGGCUUCAACAAAUUCUGGGCCAGCUGGCAGAAAAGUUUCCGACCGUCAAGUUUGUCCAGUCCAUCAGCACAAACUGCAUCCCCAACUAUCCGGACCGCAACCUGCCCUCCAUCUUUGUAUACCUUGAGGAUGACAUGAAAAAGCAGUUUGUUGGCCCGUCCAUCUUUGGUGGCGAAAGCAUGACCCUGGAAAAUGUUGAAUGGUCGUUGGCUCAAAUUGGGGCACUCAAGAGCGACAUUGAAGAGGAUCCGCGUGCUAGCAGCGUCCAGCAGACGAUUCGGACGACGACAGCGAUUAACCCGACCAGUGUUGUUUGCCUGCACAAGAGGGAAAAAUUGGCCCCGACCCGACACCCGUAUGCCCCCAAUCGAUCUGAGAUUCUGUGCCAUCAGAA
Messenger RNA from Monosiga brevicollis MX1, 812 nucleotides. RefSeq lists its product as uncharacterized. Lineage: Eukaryota; Choanoflagellata; Craspedida; Salpingoecidae. The transcript is spliced from 8 exons. Gene Ontology annotation, cellular component: cytoplasm. The record is from RefSeq and is a predicted model, not a curated record. Gene Ontology annotation, biological process: protein folding. The annotation marks the transcript as partial.